GCCUAUUAACCCUCUUUUCUUCCUCUCGAGCGGCCACCUUCUCUAAUAAAAUCUCCACUUCUGCUUCUUCUUCUUCUUCUUCUUCCUCUUCGCCCCUUUUAUAAAACGGCCCAAUCCUUCUCUUGUGGCUUUCUUUUCUUCUCUCUCCGACCCUUCUUCGCUCCCAUCGUUCGUUCCUCUGUCUCCCUCACUCCACCCGGCCCUAUCUAUCUUUCUCUCUCUUGUAUUUCCGCGUUUCGUUGCUGCCCCAAUCUCAUCGUCACAGAUUCGCUCUUCGAUCCCCCAACUGGUAAGUCUUCUCUCCCCUUCUCGUUACUAAGCCCUAAUUUGCCGCAGUCCUCGCUCUUCGAUCGACAACAACGACGGGGAUCCCUAAUUUCUCUUCUCCGGUGAGCGAAGCUCUUUUCCUCCCGGGUCGUUGAUACCCGCUGCGUUUGACUUGUUCGGUCGAGAUUUCCCGUUCUGCAUGUCUGAUUCUAGAUUAGGAUUUUUUUUUUCCCGCUCGGGUCUGUAGAUAAUCUGGGUGAAAUUCUGAUAGCAAGCCUUAUCUGGAUUUUAUUAUCUCUUGCUUCUCCGUGUGCCGAUAGUUUUUGUUCCGCUAAAAUUCUUAAUCUCGAUCUACAAUUUUGCCGUGACGGUCGUUGAUGGGUACUCUGGAUUUUUCUUUGUUCGUGUUUCCUUGUUUAGUGAGGUGUGAUGUAUUGAGUGAGUGUUGAGUUCCCAGGGUUUGAUUGUCAUGAUCUGUUUUGGGAAUCACGAGUCUGGGAUGUGAUCAGAUUGAUGGGGAUAUCUCUAGGGUUUUCUCGUUGUGGGGGGUCUUCUGUGCGAGUGAGACUUGUACAUAGUGUGACUUUAGGAAGGUGAAUGUAGUAUACGUGAAAUGCCUAAAUUGAGGGUUGAUUGAGUUUUACUGUCUAAUGGCAGCACUAAGAAGAGGAAUUACCGAAUUUCAGAGAAUUCUGUGCAUCUUACUCGUGUAAAUGGGGUUUUUGGAGCAGAUUACUUACACGUUGCCAGUUUUUCACUUAGAGCUUUUUUCUUUGUGAUCUAGGUAACCAUGAGUGACGAGGGAGAGAAGACCUGCCCACUCUGCGCCGAGGAGAUGGAUCUGACUGAUCAGCAGUUGAAGCCUUGCAAAUGUGGCUAUGAGAUAUGUGUUUGGUGUUGGCAUCACAUAAUGGACAUGGCUGAGAAGGAUGACUCAGACGGUCGGUGUCCUGCAUGCCGCACGCCAUAUGACAAGGAGAAGAUAGUAGGGACUGGACCGAAUGAGAGAUUGGUAGCUGAAUUCCAAGAGCGGAAGAAGUCACAUAAGUCAAAGUCGAAACCAUCUGACGGGAGGAAGCAGCUCAGCAGUGUGCGGGUGAUCCAACGGAACCUUGUCUAUGUAGUUGGGCUACCUAUGAACUUUGCAGAUGAGGAUCUACUCCAGCGACGAGAAUAUUUUGGUCAGUACGGGAAAGUGUUGAAGGUAUCAAUGUCGCGGACAGCAGCGGGAGUCAUUCAGCAGUUUCCUAAUAAUACUUGUAGUGUAUAUAUUACUUACGGAAAGGAGGAUGAAGCAAUUCGUUGUAUUCAAUCAGUACAUGGAUACAUGUUGGAUGGUAGACCAUUGAAGGCAUGCUUUGGAACCACAAAGUACUGUCAUGCUUGGUUAAGAAAUGUGCCCUGCACCAAUCCUGAUUGUCUAUACUUGCAUGAGGUUGGAUCUCAAGAAGAUAGUUUUACAAAAGAUGAGAUAAUCUCAGAGUAUACAAGGAGUAGGGUGCAACAGAUCACUGGCGCCACCAGUAAUUUGGUUCGACGUGCAGGGAAUAUGUUGCCACCUCCAUCCGAUGAAUAUUCUUACAACACUUCGGCCUCUGCUGCAAGACCCAUCGUAAAAAAUGCAGUAAAUAGUGCAAUGGGUAGUAGUGGCAAGAGUUCGCCACCUAAUGGGAGCUGUAGUAGAUCUGGUGCUCUUCCAGCUGCGGCUUCAUGGGGAAUGCGCUCUUCUAACCAGCCACAAAAUCUAACAUUUUCAAAUGGCCCUCCUGUGCUGAAGCCUGAUACAGCUGCCAGCACUGUUGGAUUUUCAUCAGCUUCAAUUCAGUUUUCUGCAUCACUUGGUGGUACAGUGAAAAAGACCAGUUGGAAUGAAGAUAGUCAACCAAUAAUAAGUAAAUGCAAACCCGAUUUAUUAGGACCUAUGAAACGGUUGCCUGCUAGUGACUCCCCUCCCAUUGUGCCUGAGAAAGCAUCUUUAUAUGAUACCAGUGCGAAUAUUCACUUAACUAAAGACUGGGGAACAGCUGAGGUCUCAAGUGUGAAAAGUUCUCUUAUGUCCCCUCAGUCCUCAAGUCAUGAGCAAGAUGAGCUUGCUAUUGCAGAUGAGAAGAUUCCGGGUUCAUGUUCUGAAAUGUCUUCAAUAAGGAUUGGUGGAAAUGAUACCUCAGGGGCAAUGAGUAGAACUGGCAGCGUGUUUCCAGAGAACAGUGUGUUCAAAUCUCCUAGUGGUCAGCAACAAUAUGUUGAGCAAUGUGGAGGCUCUUUAGCUUCUCCAGCAAGUGAGCCUGCUGCUAAUGGGGUAUAUAAUUCUAGAGGAGAAAAAGAUUGGAGAAUGGAUCCACAGACUGAAGCAGUUCCAAGCAGCGAAUGUGAGCUGGAAGAAGAUGUAUUAUCAUUUGAUAAUCAGAGACUGACGGAUCCAGAGGUUGUCAGCCGUUCAUUGUAUUUGCCAAGUUCAGUGAACUCUCUCCAGACAGCAAACAGUUCCUGGUCUCAUUCUUUGCAGCAUACCGAUGCUUUAGCUACUGUUGAUGCAAAUGCUGAUUCUUUAUUCUUAGAUCAUAGAAUUGGUGAUCGUCCAAUGAGACACAUGCCUAGCAAUGCUGCCUUUCCAAAUGGAUACACUGAAACAUUGAUGAAUAGUUCUACUGGGUUGAGUAGACUUGCAGAACAAACUCUUUUCCCUCCUGGCCAAGAUGAACGGGAGCACUUGGGAAGAAUGCAAAGUGACGGUGAUGGUAAUGUGAUUCUAGAUGCUGGAGAGAGUAGCAUAAUUUCAAAUAUACUAUCUCUAGAUCUGGAUGGAUGGGAUGAAUCAAUAACUUCCCCGCAAAAUAUGGCUAAACUAUUGGGUGAUACAGAUAAACAAACUAGUUCUCUGAAGAUGUCUAAUUCCUGGAAAGCUCAAAGUAACGGGCAGUCUAGGUUUUCUUUUGCUAGGCAGGAGGAAUCAAGGAACCAUGCAUUUGAUAUUGAUCCGUCCUUUAUUGGGCUUGGACAAAUGCCAAGGAAUCAUUCAUUCAAUCAUGAUCUCCUGGAAAAUAGAAAUUCAUAUUUGGAUAAGCAUGGGUUGAGUAAUGGUUUCUCAUCAAGUAAUAUGGACGAUUCAGAAUCCUCUCUUGGUGGCAAUUCAGCUUUCUCUUCCAGUAAGCCUUCCGUUUUGCGAUCUCAAAUUUCGGCCCCACCUGGGUUUUCAGUGCCUAACAGAGCACCGCCACCAGGCUUCUCUUCUCAUGAGAGGGUGGAGCAGACUUUUGACAGCAUCUCAGGAAAUCAUUUGUUCGACUCGUCUUCCUUGCUUAGAAGCUCAUACAAGGCUCCAAUGAGUGGAAGCAUGGGAAGCACAGCUGACAUUGAAUUCAUAGAUCCUGCAAUUUUAGCUGUUGGCAAGGGGAGACCUCAAGGGGCUUUUAGUAAUAAUAAUAGCCCUGGUUUAGACAUGAGAUCAAACUUUCCACUACAGUAUAGCAGUUUUGAGAAUGAGGCCAGACUACAGCAACUAAUCAUGGAAAGAUCUCUUCCUCAACAACAACAGAACCUACGAUAUGGUGACCUUGCGGAUAACUUCUCUUCUUCACUCGCUGACUCUUAUGGCCUUUCUUCAAGGAUGGUGGAUCAGUCUCAACUGAACAACUUGUCCCCCUUUGCACAACUGUCCGUCCCACAAUCUAGGAGUAAUGGACUUGUGUCAAAUGGGCACUGGGGGGAUGGCUGGAAUGAGGUUCAGGGUGGUGGGAACAAUUUGGGUAUGGCAGACCUACUCAGGAGUGAGAGACUGGGCCAGUUCAACAAUUUCUACACCUCUGGGUACGAAGAUUCAAAAUUCCGGAUGCCUAGCUCUGGUGACUUUUACAACAGGACGUUUGAGAUGUGAAGCAGUAGUGAGAACAUAUGAAGAUGUUUUGCCUGGCUAGCACAUGGCUGAGAGGUGUAGAGGGGGGAGAUGGAUAAGAUGAUCUGCUUAACAACUACGUGGCCGUUGUACUGAAGGAUUGGACUCUACAGCUUUGACAUGUUUGGGUCUUAACUGGGCAGCCUUAUGAAGGACCAAAAGCUCCCGACCCGAGGUCUAGAAGGCAGCAGGUGUGAUAUGAAUGAAUGCCCUCUUAGGGGAAAGAUUUUGCCCUUUGCUCCCUGCAAUCCCACGAAACUGCUCUAUCAUCUAAGCAGUAUUCAUUGUGCUUUUUCUUUUCGUCGCAGGUCAUGUAAGCUUGUGGAGAAGAACAUCAUUGCUGUAGUUGAUUUGGUGCCUUGAAGCGGCAGGGGGUGCGUGCAUACUACUACCUAGAGAAGUUGGGGCAAAGGUUGUUAACCUUAUAGAGUUGUUGACUGUCCCUUCUUUUCUCCAGAGUCUUGGUUCUGUUUCUUUUUUCCUGUGAUGAGUUUAAAUAGGAAUGUAUUUGGUUGAUUUCUCCGUCUGGGUCGCCAACUGAAUAUAGAGUUUGACUUGUGGAAGAGGCUAGUCUCCCUGUCUUCCCCACUCUCCCUGGUCUCCAUUUGUACGCUUUUGACUGCCUUCCCGAUUAUUGUUACUAACUGCAAGUAUUAGAUACAAAAGUGGGGGAAAAAGAUGUUUCAACUUGCAACCCUCUCGAGUUCCAGCUUCUGCAUCGUCUUACUGCUUGAAUCUGUUGUCUGGAUGCUGUGGGUGGUCUCUCGGCCGAUUCAUGUUGGAAGUUCAUAAUAGCUAAAUCUCCAACUUGAUUGUCUGAAGUAUGUUGGAAUCGAACUCUAUUAUCCAAAGAUAGAUAGAGCCAACUUCGCAAUCGAGAAGCUUUAGGUUGGUCACCAUUGAUUUUAUGCAACGGUGAUGUUUGCGCAUGUAUAACAUCAUGUAUUUAUACACAGGAAAACUAAUAGUGAUAACCUUGAACGAAUUAGACGAUAAUUUCUAGUAAAAUCUAAUGGUAAUAAUGUUACAGUGUAGUU
Linum trigynum is the source of this 5196-nucleotide messenger RNA. Lineage: Eukaryota; Viridiplantae; Streptophyta; Magnoliopsida; Malpighiales; Linaceae. The record is from the annotation of a GenBank genome assembly.